Messenger RNA from Epithele typhae, 450 nucleotides. RefSeq lists its product as uncharacterized. The record is from RefSeq and is a predicted model, not a curated record. The coding region runs from base 1 to 450 and encodes 149 amino acids. Lineage: Eukaryota; Fungi; Basidiomycota; Agaricomycetes; Polyporales; Epitheliaceae. The transcript has 4 exons.
AUGCACCAGACCCUCCGGCAAGCGGAGCGUAGCGCUGGAGGGUCUGGGAACGAGACUAGGCCACCUGCAGUCCAUCCUCGUCCGCGCGUCGAUCCCGCCGACGGCAUCGUCUUCACGCUCGGGCUGAAGAUGUCGACGAUCGUCGCGCUCACCGCGGAGGCGACGGUCGGGAUCGGGAAGACGCUGAGCGCGAGCGACUACCGCACGAUCGACCCGCUCGCCGGGGUGACUGUGUUGGAUCGAGACGGCGUCGAUCGCGUUCGAGGAGAGCGCGAUGUCCACGGAGCGCCUCUGCGCGACGAACUGGCCACGGCGCGUGCGGUGCUCGUGGGCUGCGUGCCGACGCUGCAGAAGGCGGUCCCGUACCUUGCGGACGCGCUCGGGCAAAUCACUAAAUCCAAUCAUUUGUUCAAUCAGCAGGCGCGCGCGCCCUAUGGUGACCGCACGUAA